AUGGUGAUUGAAAAACAUGAGAACCACUGCCUGGAGAGCUGUAGCAAUCACUCCUAUAUGAAAAAGAAUUGGCUUGGUUCCAUCAUGUUCCCUUUCUCUGCUCUUCUACAACAAUCUGAGUUUUCAGAUCAGAUGGAUGUUUUGCACAGAGCAGAGAUUUUUAAAAAGAACUGUAAGACAGCAUUUCCCAACCGAAGAAUCCUAACUACUGUUUUUAACCAUGAAGGGAUACAGAUCUUAGUAACAAGAUAUAUCAAGGCAUUAAAUCCACCUCAACAGCUUCUGGAUAUAUUUCUUCAUGACUCUAAUGCAACACUUGAUCUCAUUGCACGGUUUGUAUCUCUGAUUCCGUUUAUGCCUGAUACAUCAGAUGACAAUGAUGGUUUGGAUAUAUGGAUGACCUCAGAGCGUUGCAUCAGUUUGGCAAUUGGAAAUAGGGAAGAACAUGCUAUACUUCUCUGUAAUUUCUUCCUAUAUUUUGGAAAGGAGGCAUUGGUCCUCCUGGGAACCUCAGUUUUAGAAGGACAUGUGGCUUAUGUAUUAACUCAAGAGACUGAUGAGUAUUUGCUUUGGAAUCCAUCAACUGGGCAAUGUCAUAAGCAGCUUGAUCCGUUUUGUCCCUUGAAGAGUGUAGAUUGUUUGUUCAAUGAUAAGAAUGUCUGGUUUAAUAUUCAACAAAACAAUACACCAAUGGCUGUACAUUUUGACUAUUCAAAAGAAUUUUUCUGGAAACAGUUGCUUCCAAAAAACCUUCAAGGGACAAAAGCACAGAGCAUACAGCCUGAAGAAAUAAUUUACUCUGAUACUAACAAAAACAUGGUAGAAGAUCUAAGGAACAGGAUUGAAAGAACUCUAAAAUGCAAAAUGAUGAAAUGGCGUCCUAAAUGCCCAACACGCUGGAAUCGACAAUGCAUUUCUGUUUUGCGGCAAAUCCUUCCAAAGUUGGAACUUGACACAGGAAGUUUUGUCGCAUCUGAAAAAGAGAGUGAAUUUGAAAGAUUUCUGCAAUUUUAUUGGGUCACAGGAUUUCCUAUCCAGAUGCCCUACACUGAUAUCCAGUCAAUUGUUGAUGCUGUGUAUCAAACUGGAAUUCACGCUUCUGAAUUUCCCCAGACAGAAUUUGCUUUAGCUGUGUACAUUCACCCAUACCCAAACAACAUAUUAUCUGUGUGGGUCUAUUUGGCUUCCUUAACCCGACAUGAAUGA
Perognathus longimembris pacificus (Pacific pocket mouse) is the source of this 1206-nucleotide messenger RNA. RefSeq names its product coiled-coil and C2 domain containing 2B (gene Cc2d2b). Gene Ontology annotation, biological process: protein localization to ciliary transition zone; non-motile cilium assembly. Bases 1 to 1206 code for a protein of 401 amino acids. The record is from RefSeq and is a predicted model, not a curated record. The transcript is spliced from 10 exons. NCBI's taxonomy places the organism in Eukaryota, Metazoa, Chordata, Mammalia, Rodentia, Heteromyidae. Gene Ontology annotation, cellular component: ciliary transition zone.